AUGGGCGGAACAGCUUGCUAUUGCACCCUCUGCAGCGGGACCGCUGAAACAUGUAGCAUAGGUUCAGCUACAUCAGAAGCUCUCGAGUGGCGGCACAGGAGAGUUGCGAGAAAGCGCAAGCUGUUCAUGGAAACCGGACGGUAUCCAUCCAGAUACGGGACUCCUGAUGGCUGGGAUGCAGAGGAAUUAAGGGGUGAAUACAAUGUGAAUGAAGGCGGGUGGACUAAGCAUGAGGAGAACUAUGCUUAUGACCCGGAGCUCGUUAGUGAAGAGAGUCUGCAGUGGUUAUGGACUGUACACUGUGUGGGAUGCAUUGAUAGAAAGGGGUUCAUUUCUGGCCCAGGGAAGGCCUUGGAUUAUCUGAAUCCAACAAACCUUGAUAGGACAGUACUAUACGAAGUGAUGAAGGAAUUCUCUCAGGUCUAUGCCUUCUUGGAGUUGGAUUAUGGACAACUUGAGGGCCCGGAAACAGGACUGGUACUCUGUGCCUGGGGAAGAUGCUCCUGGAAGCAGCUCCUUGCCCGGGAAAUGGAGUGGCUUUGGGAAAUGAACGAUAUUCUUGAUGACGACGGCGGGGAAGACAGCGAUGGCGAGGCAGAUAACGAUGACAACGAGGAUAGCGGUGGCAAGGGAAGUGGAAUUCCCGACGACCUGAGUCUGAAACGACUCUAUCUCUACCUAUACGAAAAGACGACCCCAACCUACGCCAUGGACGCCGAAUUCAUGAGUCUUGGAAAUCGACGAUGCAUUUGGCGACCGUGCCAGCAGCUUGCUGAGUUACAAAAUGCAGUGUCAGAGAAUCUCAAGCGGGGAAAGAGAAACGCGCCCCCCCCUGGAGUUUGCCAAGCCUCAGUCGCGCCACCGCUUCACUCCAAAGGCCGAAGUCAGAUUCAACCAACAUUAAAACGCUUCGCACUGGUCUAUCACCAGACUCUCACAGCAGAAACAGACAUGGCAGCAGCCUAAAACACAUAAACUCUUUUCCUCCAGUGCAAUGAGCCAGCCUUACCUGCUAUUUAGGCACCCACGAGAGUCGGAAACUCGCCAUCCCAACCGCCGCUGUGGUCGAUUUCGUUGUUGCCGUCUGGACACUUACUGCGACCCUCGGCCUCCCUAUCCCUCCCAACGAAAAUACAACCCAGUGGAGUAAAACCAAUGACUCAUAUAUUUGAACCUCCCAACGGAUGGACAUUCCCCAUGCUGACAAAAUAUCAAUACAGGCGGGUGGCGUGGACACUUGGAUAUAUGUAUGAUUGACACACCGGGGCGUGUAUUUUGGAUUGGAGGUAUAUAUCAGUGCUCUGACAAGGUGAAAUGGCACCUACGACACUCCACAGAGGUUGGUCCUCUCUUUCGAGCCGUAGGAGUAGGCUCGGGCUCGGGCUCGGGCUCGGGCUCGGGCUCGGGCUCCCUUACGUGUAGAACCUUAAGACGUGACGAUGGCUCAUCUAUAGAUAUCUGGUCCGGUCAUAUAUCAUAACAACAAUGAGCGGUAUAGCUGUUUUGUCAUCCUUGGCCCUUGCAUCAGCUUGCUCCCUGUUGGUUAUUGAUUACGCGUAGUAUGUAGUAGAAAAUUAGGAAAUAAGAGUACAGUUUGCAGAUGCGUUUCGUCUGGGAUAAUGCUGCUGGUUGGAGAUGGAUGGAGCUGGAUUAGCAGAGAUAAUUGUUCUAAGGAAGAUAAAUGAAAGUGAAUUAAGAAAUUCUACGUGUCUAAUUACUGAGCUUCAUCUGGUAUUCUAGGUUGUCAAAAUAUUGGCUCCGAAACGUCUCUGGAGAAUCU
Molecule: messenger RNA, 1780 nt
Organism: Blastomyces gilchristii SLH14081
Lineage: Eukaryota; Fungi; Ascomycota; Eurotiomycetes; Onygenales; Ajellomycetaceae
Exons: 5
Coding region: 1-966 (321 amino acids)
Source: RefSeq, a predicted model, not a curated record